This is a messenger RNA of Ilex paraguariensis (yerba mate), 576 nucleotides long. Lineage: Eukaryota; Viridiplantae; Streptophyta; Magnoliopsida; Aquifoliales; Aquifoliaceae. The record is from the annotation of a GenBank genome assembly.
AUGGCUCGUCGUCAAAUUCUUGCCGAGAUGGGAUAUGAGUUCACAAUCUUGACUGCAGACAUUGACGAGAAAAGUAUUAGGAAGGAAAAGGCGGAGGAACUAGUAAUGGCUCUAGCGGAGGCAAAGGCCGAUGCCAUCAUAUCAAGGCUCAAAAUUAUGGAUCAUAUGGAGGAGAAUGCUGAAUCCACACUUUUAAUUACUGCAGACACAGUAGUGGAUUAUGAUGGGACAAUCAGAGAAAAACCAUCCAGCAAGGAAGAAGCACGCCAGUUUAUCAAAGGCUAUUCUGGUGGUCAUGUCUCAGUUGUGGGAUCUGUAAUAGUGAGCAACCUUACAACGGGUGGCAGAAAAGGAGGAUGGGACAAGGCAGAGGUCUAUUUCCACGAUAUUCCAGAUGAGGUCAUUGAUAGCCUGGUUGAGGAGGAAAUUAUGCUCAAUGUCGCUGGGGGUUUGAUGCUUGAACAUCCGCUGACAUUGCCCUUCAUUGACACUGUGGUAGGAACUGCUGAUAGUGUUAUGGGACUUCCUAAAGCUCUCACGGAGAAUCUGAUUCAGGAAGCCCUCUUGCUGCUUUAG